This is a messenger RNA of Suricata suricatta (meerkat), 2700 nucleotides long. RefSeq names its product fascin actin-bundling protein 1 (gene FSCN1). The transcript is spliced from 5 exons. Lineage: Eukaryota; Metazoa; Chordata; Mammalia; Carnivora; Herpestidae. The record is from RefSeq and is a predicted model, not a curated record. Gene Ontology annotation, cellular component: ruffle; lamellipodium; actin cytoskeleton. Gene Ontology annotation, molecular function: actin filament binding; protein-macromolecule adaptor activity. The coding region runs from base 94 to 1575 and encodes 493 amino acids. Gene Ontology annotation, biological process: cell migration; establishment or maintenance of cell polarity; actin filament bundle assembly.
GGCCGCGGCCGCGAACAAAGAAGCCGGGCGCAGCCGCGGGGACCCGCCACCGACCUCCCGGGCCGCGCCAGGGCCCUCCCGCCCGCCGCCACCAUGACUGCCAACGGCACAGCCGAGGCGGUGCAGAUCCAGUUCGGCCUCAUCAACUGCGGCAACAAGUACUUGACGGCCGAGGCGUUCGGGUUCAAGGUGAACGCGUCGGCCAGUAGCUUGAAGAAGAAGCAGAUCUGGACGCUGGAGCAGCCGCCCGACGAGGCGAGCAGCGCGGCCGUGUGCCUGCGCAGCCACCUGGGCCGCUACCUGGCGGCGGACAAGGACGGCAACGUAAGCUGCGAGCGCGAGGUGCCGGGCCCCGACUGCCGCUUCCUCAUCCUGGCGCACGACGACGGCCGCUGGUCGCUGCAGUCCGAGGCGCACCGGCGCUACUUCGGCGGCACCGAGGACCGCCUGUCGUGCUUCGCGCAGACCGUGUCGCCGGCCGAGAAGUGGAGCGUGCACAUCGCCAUGCACCCGCAGGUCAACAUCUACAGCCUGACCCGCAAGCGCUACGCGCACCUGAGCGCGCGGCCGGCCGACGAGAUCGCCGUGGACCGCGACGUGCCCUGGGGCGUCGACUCGCUCAUCACGCUGGCCUUCCAGGACCAGCGCUACAGCGUGCAGACAGCCGAUCACCGCUUCCUGCGCCACGACGGGCGCCUUGUGGCGCGCCCCGAGCCCGCCACCGGCUACACGCUCGAGUUCCGCUCCGGCAAGGUGGCCUUCCGCGACUGCGAAGGCCGCUACCUGGCGCCGUCGGGGCCCAGCGGUACGCUCAAGGCGGGCAAGGCUACCAAGGUGGGCAAGGACGAGCUCUUCGCCCUGGAGCAGAGCUGCGCCCAGGUCGUGCUGCAGGCGGCCAACGAGAGGAACGUGUCCACGCGCCAGGGUAUGGACCUGUCGGCCAACCAGGAUGAGGAGACCGACCAGGAGACCUUCCAGCUGGAGAUCGACCGCGACACCAAAAAGUGUGCCUUCCGCACCCACACGGGCAAGUACUGGACGCUGACGGCCACUGGGGGCGUGCAGUCCACCGCCUCCGCCAAGAACGCGAGCUGCUACUUCGACAUCGAGUGGCGUGACCGGCGGAUCACCCUGCGUGCGUCCAAUGGCAAGUUCGUGACGGCCAAGAAGAAUGGGCAGCUGGCCGCCUCGGUGGAGACAGCAGGGGACUCGGAGCUCUUCCUCAUGAAGCUCAUCAACCGCCCCAUCAUCGUGUUCCGCGGCGAGCAUGGCUUCAUCGGCUGCCGCAAGGUCACAGGCACCCUGGAUGCCAACCGCUCCAGCUACGACGUCUUCCAGCUGGAGUUCAGUGACGGGGCCUACAACAUCAAAGACUCCACAGGCAAGUACUGGGCAGUGGCCAGUGACUCCUCAGUCACCAGCAGCAGUGACACCCCUGUGGAUUUCUUCUUCGAGUUCUGUGACUACAACAAGGUGGCCAUCAAGGUUGGCGGGCGCUACCUGAAGGGGGACCACGCGGGGGUCCUGAAGGCCUGCGCUGACACCAUCGACCCCGCCACCCUGUGGGAGUACUAGCCCGGCCCCGCCCCGCCCCGCCCUGCCCCUUCUGCUAAUAACUCUUGUCCAGACGGGCUCCACGUGGUGCAAGCCCCUUGCCUUUCAAACUGGAAACCCAGAGGAAAUGGUGCCCCCACCCGCUGCCCCGUGCCUGAUCCUCGGAGGGGACCUCAGACCCCUCUGCCCGCUCUUCUCUGCCAUGGGCGAGGUUGGCACCCCUUUCUUCUGACCUCAGACAACUCUGAGCCUUAUUUCCCCAAAGUGGCCAAGGAGAGUGGGGGGCUGGGAGGCCUUCCCGAGCCCCUGGGCCUGGCGGGGUGUGUAACUGGAAUCUCCUGCCCCCUCCCAAGCGCCUCUCCCUGCCUCCCUCCUCCCCAGGAGCUGGGCACUUGCCCACAGCUUAUCGGAGCCCCGGGGUGCACCACCUCUGUGGCAGGGGGAAGUGAAACCCUGCGUGCCCACUGCUGGUGGUCCCUCUGCACCAAGCGGGCCCACCCGCCUGUCCACCGCUCUGGCCUGGGGUCUCCUGUCUCUCGUCUUUCACCUGGCCUGACUGGAAGCAGAAAAUGACCAAAUCAGUUUUUUUUUUUUUUUUUUUGAAAUGUAACAUUAUUGCCGAAGGCGCCCAGGCAAGCCUGGUGGUGGCCACGAGUGGUCUUCAAGGGGUCUGGUGGGGGAUCUUGAAACUGCAUCUCCGGACCUCGCAGCCCUACUUGCUUGCUAGCUGUGGGGGUGGGUGGGCAGGGUGCUCCCUAAAUCCCAAACCCACCCCUAUCUCCUUGGGGCCUCUCACUGGCCCCCUCCCUCUCACCUGCCCCAGCCUGAGUCCCCAUCUGCUGGUGCUGAGCCCUCCACCGCCUCAGCCAGAGCCCCCCGGGGUGAUCGGUGCUCCCGGUCCAACUGGACUCCUUGGGUCUCGGGGUGGGAUGAAGCUGGGUGGCACCCUCCGCCAGGAGCCCCCAGACCCCUGGCACCCAGCCCUGUCCUCUGCCAGCCCCCCCACCCCUGGUUCAUCUCUGCCAUGCAUCUCACUCUGGGUGUCUUGGUCUUUUAUUUUUUGUAAGUGUCAUUUGUAUAACUAAAUGCCCAUGGUAGUAGCUUCAGACUGGAAAGCAAAAUAAAAUAAUGCGUGUGUAGCCCUGA